This is a messenger RNA of Gavialis gangeticus (Gharial), 5530 nucleotides long. It is a transcript of the gene CCND2, whose product is annotated as cyclin D2. The transcript is spliced from 5 exons. Gene Ontology annotation, biological process: positive regulation of G1/S transition of mitotic cell cycle; regulation of cyclin-dependent protein serine/threonine kinase activity; mitotic cell cycle phase transition. The coding region runs from base 51 to 926 and encodes 291 amino acids. Gene Ontology annotation, cellular component: cyclin-dependent protein kinase holoenzyme complex; nucleus; cytoplasm. Gene Ontology annotation, molecular function: cyclin-dependent protein serine/threonine kinase regulator activity. NCBI's taxonomy places the organism in Eukaryota, Metazoa, Chordata, Crocodylia, Gavialidae. The record is from RefSeq and is a predicted model, not a curated record.
CCCAAAAAGCAACUUUUUCAUCCCAGAAAGAGGGAGAUCUCUUAGGAAACAUGGAGCUGCUGUGCUGCGAGGUGGAUCCCAUGAGGAGGGCUCUCCCUGACCCCAACUUGCUCUACGACGACCGCGUUUUGCACAAUCUACUCACCGUGGAGGAGAGGUAUCUGCCCCAGUGCUCCUACUUCAAGUGCGUGCAGAAGGACAUCCAGCCCUUCAUGCGGAGGAUGGUGGCCACUUGGAUGCUGGAGGUCUGUGAAGAGCAGAAGUGUGAAGAAGAGGUUUUCCCCCUGGCCAUGAAUUACUUGGACCGAUUUUUAGCUGUGGUGCCCACCAGAAAGUGCCAUCUGCAGCUGCUGGGGGCUGUCUGCAUGUUCCUGGCCUCCAAGCUGAAAGAAACCAUCCCCCUCACUGCAGAGAAGCUUUGCAUAUACACGGACAAUUCCAUCAAGCCCCAGGAGCUGCUGGAAUGGGAGCUGGUGGUGUUGGGCAAGUUGAAGUGGAACAUUGCAGCGGUGACUCCACAUGAUUUCAUUGAACAUAUUCUAAGGAAGCUGCCUCUACCUAAAGACAAGUUGCUUUUGAUCCGGAAACAUGCACAAACAUUUAUUGCCCUUUGUGCUACAGAUUUUAACUUUGCCAUGUAUCCACCAUCAAUGAUAGCAACUGGAAGUGUGGGAGCAGCCAUUUGUGGCCUUCAGCUUGAUGAUGGGGAACAUUCCCUCUGUGGUGACAGUCUAACAGAACUCCUGGCCAAGAUCACAAACACAGAUGUGGACUGCCUUAAAGCUUGUCAAGAACAAAUCGAGUCAGUGCUAGUAAGCAACCUUAGGCAAGUCCGGCAGCAGCAACAGCAAAGCAAUCCCUCUAAGACAGUGGAUGAACUGGACCAGGCCAGCACUCCUACAGAUGUGAGAGACAUCAACCUGUGAGGACGUCAGCACAAAAAGUCAUGCUUGUUCCUUCCCCUUUCCUCACCCCCUCUUUUUGUGUGUUUUUUUAUUAAAUCUUUUUUUAUCUGCUCCCACAUAGAAUGUAUUUAAAGCUCUUUUAGAUACAACAAAAAACUGAAUAAUUAAAAAAAAAAGCAUUUGGUGCCUGUGAUGUUCUACAGAAGGGAAUCCCACAAUAUAUUUGAUAAUUGCUCUUUGAUUAUGUAUCAAUGAUAUUAAAUGCUUAUAAAAGCAUAAAGAAGUAGCCAGAUAAAUGUAAGCCUGCAUUUGUGGGAACAAAGUAGAGUAUACUUUUUGUGUAUUAUGACCUAGAGCAUACACCCCCCUUUUUUAGAUUUAAGAAAGGAUUUGUGUGUGCGGUUUUAUGGCUUAACUAGAUUGCAAAGCAAUAGAUUAAGGAGUUAAGGCAAAGUGGGAAAGAUCCCUGAAGCGGUUGAACCAUAAUGAAAUGCAAAAGAGAUUUGCUGAUUUGUCACCUCUGUUAUUAGUCAGAAGUGUUUGUUGGAUCUCUGUAUGUUAGUUGUGUUUACUCUUGCUGUCUGUGGUAGCUGCUACCUAAGAAAGAAGAUGCUUUAUUUUGCCAGCCGGAAGAGCAGGUGUUUUCUUUUUUUCUUUUUCUUUUUUUCCCUUCCCAUCGCUUCCUAUUUUUCCUCCAGAAGUGGCUUGUUUUAAACACAGCGGCAUCUUUGGCAUAAAAAGGUGAUCCUGCUUAUCCAACUGUGGGCCAAGCCAAAGUACUGAAUGUUCACAUUAGAUGGGGGAAAUACACUGAUUAAAAACAACCAGUCAAACCGCCUCUGAACAUUGGAUUCCAAGAUGCAGUGGAUCAUCUGAGAAAGCAUUACAUUCAUUCACAACGCUAAUGCUAUACAUCAAGGGUAACUUUUGGCAGCUCCUUAGCUUGGCGUAAAGGCAAUUAAAUGAUGCUCUGCCCAUCUUCCUUUUUAACAUGUCCUCGCUGUGUUAAAGAAGAUGAGAUUUUGUUUGAAUCCUUCCCUGUCUUCCCCUCUCCCCUUGAAAAAGAAAUGACAUUUUCCAACAUUGUAUUAACGUACUGGUCCACAGUUAGCAUUAUUGUAAACCAUUUCAUUCGAAAAGCACUUUGAAAAUUGUUCCUAAGGGAUAAAUGAGAUGGUUUAUGACAGUUGUGCUGAACAAAAAAAAGAGAGAGAGAGAGAGAAAAUAAAAAACCCACAAAAGUGAAGCUUAUAGAGCUUUUGAUAGUCGAUGUUUUCCAGUAUCUGGUGUACUUCAUUAGUUAGGGUGUUGCUGGAAAUUCCAACACCUGCUUCGGAUGACAUUCCUGUCAUGACAUUCCGGAUGAAAGUCUGAUAAUUCUUUGUAUUGUCUGAUGUCACAGAAGGAUCUUAAUACCACCUGCAUGUUUAUCUAUGGACAAUGAAAGAAAAUUGCUGGUGCAUAAGACAAAUGGUAACUAUCAAGAUGUCUGAUUAUGAAUUUUAUUACAAAGGUGUAUUCAGUGUACUUGAAUUUAUUUUUCCUGCUCCAUCUGUUUAGAAGAGGCAUUUAGAUGGUAAAGGAGUUGGGGCAACUUUUUUUUUUUUUGCACAAUUGUAUUAACAGUUUGCAAAUAGACAGUAUGAAGCUGUUGGUUGAAAUGUUCAUGUUUGCAUUUUUAAGAUAAAAAUCCAGAAAGAACAUGCUACUUUGAAGAAUAUUUUAUGAAUGGACACUGCCAUACUUGGCUAGAUGAGGGUAGAAAAUGGAAUAAGAAUCUAAGGGGUUUUUUUGGUUUCUUUUUUCGCUGCUAAGAAGCUAUGAUUUGUUUCAUUCUUAUUCACAUUAACAGUACUUAGCUGUAUUGUUUCACUGAGUGUGCUGCUAUUUUAUAAACAUUUUUAUAAUAUAUUAUUUUACUGCUUAAAUUUCAAAUCCUGAAGUAGAUGGUUAAGUGGAGAUAUGAUGAGUUCUUUGAUUUACUGGAAAUGCCCUGUACAGUUUGUUUUGUUUUUUUUUUCUAAUAGCGUGUUCAUGAUUUUUUUUUAUUUUAUUUUUCCUGAUCACAUCCUGCAAAGACGGUAUAUUUACCUCAGGUUUACUGGACAAAAAAUGGUUCCCAUUUUCACAAUACCUCACAAUUUACAGUUUUCCUUCUGCUGGGAGCCUCAUGGAAUGGUCAGUGCAAAAGGCAGCUGAAGCCUGUGUUUUUUUGGACAAAGCAUAGUUACUUCAGUUGUGUUGGGGAACAAUUGCAGAGUGCUGGGGCAUCGGCUCCCUAUCGGUCUUAGGUAUCCUUUUCAUAGUGGAAAAAAUACAUUAACUUGAGGACCUGUUCAGCAAAGACUUCCCCCUUUAAGCCUCAAUCCUGGAAGUGCUUGUGACCCGAUUCUCCCCUGCUGUCAUCUGUACUUGAGCAAAAUGAGUAUCAAGUGUUACAUCUGCACAAGUGGAAAAAAUGGAGUUGGUAGCAUCAGACAUCCACUUUUGCCCAGGUGCAAAUGACUGUUCAAAUGCACUAGCCAGUGGGAAAUAGUACCUUUUGCCUGGUGUGAUUUUUAUCACAAUAAGUUGUCCCAUGGAGCUGGAUUGUGACUGGCAGCCUGUCUGCAUUGUUACACUGCCCCAGGAGCAGCAUCCUCAGAGCCACGGUUCUCCUCCUGGUCUCCUCUGUUCUGCAGAAAAAGUCUAAACUGCGUCAGGUCUGUAUGCAGUGCACUGCACAGCUCCUGAUGCACCAGUGCAGCUACCCUGAUAACCAUAUUGGGAUGGUGAAGCUAAGUCUCUGCCCCUUCCCAGCCACCUGUGCAGAGAGGGGAUGUAGCAGGUCUGGUGCCUGCUUCCCCAUCCACAGUAUUAUCCCUCAUACUCAUAAUUAGCUAGGUUAUAUUUGAGCCCUUGGAAAUCAUUAUGCCUAAUCAUAACUAGGGACCUACCUAAAUCAUGGCAGAAGUUCACAGCAUAGUGGUACCUUUAAUUUCACUUUUCUUUUUGCCAUACCCCUCCUGCUCCCCUGAUGCUGAGGUGCCGAGAGGCAAUUAAUGGCGUGAUUUUUGCCUCUCAGCCACUGGGGGGGGACACAUCAAAAAGAAUGAGAUUAAAGGUGCUGCUGCACUGCGAAUUUCCACCAUGUUUUAGGUAAGUCCCUACUCACUCAUAGCAGUGCAACCAUUCAGUAGCAUAAUCGGGCCUUUAAUUUGCAGUGGGUUUGGAACAGCCUAGUCCUGCAGUCAUCAGAGAGGGUUUUCCCUGAGUAUAGGUGACGGGAUUAGGCCCAGUAGUCUUCUCUUAGGGGCUGAGUGUCAGAAAAUAAAACAAAUGGUCUAAUAUUGCCAAGCUGUUCAAGUCCCAGAUUUUACAUGCUUUCAACACUGUACAUUGUAAUAAAAGACAGUUUAUUGGAGCUAUGGCAAAUAGUCUCACUGCAACUUGAAAACAAACCUAGGUCGCAUUCCCACACGUUCUUUCAGUGGCACUCCAUGUGACUGUAGAUGGCUUUGCCAUGGGAAGGAGUUUGCAAUAUCAGGGUCUGAGAGACAUGAGAUAGUCCAGUUUUGCAAGAAAAUCAAAAACCCGUAGCAUGUUACAUUUUUUGGCAGAAAAAUAGAGGGUUAUUUUUAAGGGAGGACUGGAUUUUUUGCUCCAUGGUGUUUGUUUAGUUGUGAACAAAAUCCUUGCCAUUUUCAGAACUGUAACUUGUACAUUUUGUUACUGCAAAGAUGAUUUUUCACAUUAAAAACUGGUGAAACUCAGAAAUUCAGUCUGCUCUGAUGCAAAAUAAUCACAUUGUAAACAAAUUAUGAAAAGUAAGAUUCUGGAACCACAAAAUAGCUCAUAUCUGCACAGCCCUGCUACUUAUAAGAACUUAAAAUGGUACAUAUUGUAUUUCAUAUGAAAGUAUAUCAUGGUAAUUUGUAAACUGUGGACCGCAUUCUGUCCUGACUUGUACUCUUUAAAACUCCAUUGAUUUUAAUUGAGCUGUACACUGUAAGUCAGCACAGCAUUUGGCCACGUGUGCUUAUAGGGAUCACUUCAUUUGCUUCUGGCCUGGAACAUGGCAGUCGUUGUGUGUCAACACCACUAAACAACUGCCUGUAAAAUAGAAACUAUAGGGAGAAUGUAGGUCAGCAGAAUGGAACAUAAUUACCCACCAUGGCAUUUGGCCAGGACAGCAAGGAUAAUUGGGAAAAGUGUCAUGGGAUCCUUAAUAGCCACAGUGAUCAAGCCCCUGAUUUUUCAUUUCAAAAGACAGCACUUUUUGGAGCAUAGCUCGUCUUACCAUCAUGCAAGGCAUGGUUCCACUAUGGACUCAGAGGGAUGAAUGCUGUCUGCCAAAUGUAAUUAACACAACUUCUGGUGUUUAUAAUUUCUUUGGGGGUACAUCCUCAAGACCCUUCUUGUACAGACAGAUCUGUGCAGCCAGCUCCUGCCACCCAUGCCUAGCUGUAUAAAUUUCAGUGGAAGGCACAGGGGUAUGUUUUAUGCAGAUCUGAGCACAUAGGCAGGCUGAAACCAUGACAUUCAUUACACCAGAGGGCUAGGUUCCAUUCUGGACCCCUGCACACAGUGCAGGAGGCUUCCUUUUAUCUCUAAACACACCAGCUUUGAGAGAAUUCUCCAAGUGG